CUUUCUGUAUGUUAGAAAAGUUACAGCUCCCACACCCAUUCUUCUUUAACAUCGCCUGGACAAGUCUCUAUCAUCUCAACUUUUACAAAUAAGGGAAGUCAACAUGUCGAUGGUAUCAGAGUUUCUUGGACAGCUGUCCCUCAACAUUGGGGCCCAUGAACCCACGUUCCCCACUGUGGUACCUGCUGUGGACUUUGACCCUGACAGAGAUGCUGCCAGAAUAGAGACUGCUAUCAAAACCAAAGGAGUGGAUGAGCAGACCAUCAUUGACGUCCUCACAAAGCGGACCUACUCCCAAAGGAGAGACAUCGCUUUUGCAUAUGAAAGGAGGGCAAAGAAGGACAUGAUCUCAGCCCUGAAGGGAGCGCUGUCUGGUUCUGUGGAAACAGUGAUCCUUGGACUAAUGAAGAGCACGGCCCAGUAUGAUGCCUCAGAGAUCAGAGGAUCAAUCAAGGGCUUAGGAACAGAUGAAGAAACGCUGAUUGAGAUUUUGUGCUCACGCAGCAAUGAUGAGCUGGUGGAGAUCAAGAAGGUGUACAAAGAGUUGUUCAAGAAGGAGCUGGACAAAGACGUUGCAGGUGACACCUCAGGGAACUUUGCUAAGCUGCUCUUGGCUCUGGUGCAGACCAAGAGAGCCGAACCAUCCUCUAUUGUAGACUACGAAAAGAUUGAUGAAGAUGCCAGAGCACUCUAUGACGCUGGCGUAAAGAUUAAAGGAACUGAUGUGGCGACCUGGAUCUCCAUUAUGUCUGAGAGGAGUGUACCCCACCUGCAGAAAGUGUUUCAGAGGUACAAGAGCUACAGCCCCUACGACAUGCAGGAGAGUAUUCAGAAGGAAGUCAAAGGAGACUUGCAGAGGUCCUUCCUGGUGCUAGUUCAGUGCUUUGAAAACAAACAGCUGUACUUCGCCAACAGACUGAAUGAAGCCAUGAAGAGUAAAGGAGCCAAAGAGAAGAUAGUGACCAGAAUUAUUGUGUCACGCUGCGAAGUGGACCUGAAGAAGAUCUGCUCUGAAUACAAGACCAACUAUGGACAGUCUCUGCAAAAGACGAUUUUGGAGCACACCAAGGGAGACUACCAGAAGGCUCUGCUUGGCCUGUGUGGACCAGAGCAGUAAAGAUGAAUCAUCAGUAUCAAAAGGGUCUCACUUUCCAUCACUGGAAAGGUGCACUGGAAAGGUGGGCUUCCGAAUAUCACACUUAACUGCAGCAAAAGCCCAUCCUACUUUCCACACACACACACACACACACACACACACACACACACACACACACACACACGCACACACAUUUAAAUAAAUUCACGUUUAAUUUCAAGGUGAUAACUAUAUCUUUUUGCUACAUGAAAAAUCUGUAUUACAGCUUACCUUUUUUGAAAUAAAGUUCGUUUUUGAAG
Molecule: messenger RNA, 1395 nt
Organism: Seriola dumerili (greater amberjack)
Lineage: Eukaryota; Metazoa; Chordata; Actinopteri; Carangiformes; Carangidae
Product: annexin A2-like
Exons: 13
Coding region: 104-1117 (337 amino acids)
Cellular component (GO): cytoplasm
Molecular function (GO): calcium-dependent phospholipid binding; cytoskeletal protein binding; calcium ion binding
Source: RefSeq, a predicted model, not a curated record